Suillus fuscotomentosus is the source of this 3603-nucleotide messenger RNA. RefSeq lists its product as uncharacterized. The coding region runs from base 1 to 3603 and encodes 1200 amino acids. Lineage: Eukaryota; Fungi; Basidiomycota; Agaricomycetes; Boletales; Suillaceae. Gene Ontology annotation, molecular function: calcium-activated cation channel activity. The transcript has 10 exons. The record is from RefSeq and is a predicted model, not a curated record. Gene Ontology annotation, cellular component: plasma membrane.
AUGUAUACCCCUUCAUACCCCACUGUAACCCAAUUAACCUCAAUAUUUGUGCCAUAUUCAACCGCUGUUGUUUCGGGAUCCGACUCUUCAUCUCAUGUCUUUUCGUAUCGAAGUGCUGCUCAGAUUCAGCCUAUAUGUAUCGGAGAUGGCCUAGAUUCAACUUCGGACGGAGUAAUCGCGACUGUGGUGCUUCCAACGAGUGUCGGCCUUGCCGUUUGGCUGUUGUUUGCUGUACUACGUCCACGUUACCGACAAAUAUAUGCGCUCAGAGAGUGGUUCGUGCAACAAGAGCUGCGACCGCAUCGGUUAAGCUCGAAUCUCGGCGCGUUCCUCUUUCCCUCUGUACCGCUUGUUCCACCUAUACCUUCAGAUGUCCCCGACACUGGAAGGUCAAUUCCAGUGCGCGCUCGCCUAUUUCCAUCCGACGAGGAGUUGAGCCAACGAACUCUGUGGACAUGUCUCAUAGUCGUGCUUGGCUGGAGUUUAGUGGGCCUUGUCGGCGCCUUGCCGAUAUACCUCGUGUCUACGCCAUGCCUUGCGCACUUGUCAGGUGACCCUGAUUUUGCCGGAGUUUACUCCACAAUUCAGGACCUCAGCUUGCUACGUCUCCUGCAGCUACUAGAAGUUGACUCGGCCUCUACAAAUACUACAUACUCAGUACUCAACGUGCUUGACGGCGAUAACCAAACUUCAAAUGUUCGACUGCGCAUCGUUGUUCUUGCCAUUUUGGCGGUAUUUGCGGUUACGCUACCGGCGCUAUAUAAAAUACUGAAAGAAAUUAACAACCUUGUUACAUUCCGCCGGCGCUGGUUAGAAGUACGAUGCGAAGGGAAGGAAAUGGGUUGGCUGAGCUCCAGGAAAGCCUCCGGUUUUGCAGGAUGGGGAGAAAAACGUAUUAAGGAUCAUUUUGUCAAAAUUGGACUCAGUUCUUCCUUGGGAGGCUCUUCUCGGUCCAACAACCGACCGUUGCAGCACUCACGCCGAACUCAGUCUUACUAUCAGAACUCUCAGGAUUCAGUAUUCGAGGUUGACGUCCAAAGUCUGUUCACUGUAUGUGACACGCAUAAUUUGGCACUUCUCAUCAGAGAACGAGACGAAAUUUUGGACAAUCUCGAAGUUGCAGAAACAAGAUACAUAUCAUCUUUCAAAAUUUCAACGCCCGACCCCUCGAUUGCUGAUCUUGAAAUUCUCGCUCCUAGUAUAUCUGAAAGAACGCCAUCCAAACCUCACAUAGGCAGGCCUCGUGCUUUAGUUGGAUCGAGAAACCGUCCACGCCAUCGCAGACACAACCCAGCGCAGGCUAACUCGUCUUUCGCCCCUACCUCGUUUGUGGCCCCAUCACAGUACUACAAAUUACGCGGUCUGAAAAACGUCAAUGGCGGGAGACUUUCCGACAGCAUCAACACGCCGAUUAGUCUGACGGAUUCAUUCAAACAACAGAGCGAGAGAGGUUCGGCAUCCUACAAUGCCAUGCCAUCAGGAAGCCAUGUAAAAACGGAGGAACUCGGAGAGCCGUCGAUCUCAGUUCCUGACCCAAAGUACUACGGGCCAAACCAUGGCAGAGGGUCAUUUGAAAGUGGUGGUGGAACUGGGACAGGCACUGAAUAUCUAACUGUGGAGUCGUCAUCGGACAUUCGGCAAUCUCUUGAUGACGACUGGGUUGUCCUCAGGCACGAGAUCGAUUUUGGCAAAUCGUCGAGCGAGGGACCUGCUGCUUGCCCAGCACCCCGACCACAGGAAGAGCUUGCACCCCGAAGGCAACCUCAGAGACCUCUUGAUACGUCAUCCGACCGCCGGGAGACCUUUCCACUAAGGAUUCGACCAAAGGGCAACAUUCCCGCUGAAGAUGUUCCACCACCUCAUUUACGCCUGCAGCCGAGACAGCCGUUUGUCCGACCUGCUUCUGACCUUAACUACGAUAAUCUCGGUGCUGUCUAUGCCGAAAUAAACCAGUGGCGUUCCCGGCUAAAGCUCAUCAACAUGCAGAUUGCCGAAGCUCAGCAAGAUUCCUAUGCAGAUAUCGCCGAUGGCGCGCCUGUCAAGGGUUGGAUCAUAAUCGGGCGUGGUUUGCGCCACAUGCAUGCUGUGGAGCUGAUAGAGGGUAGGGCAAAGGAAGACGUGCGUUGGGACACCCUACAGAACGAAACGACGCUGCUGGAUUCUGCAGCAUUUUGGUUGGUUAUGGCAGUGGUUAAUAUACUCCUUGCCGCUGGCCUCACGGCUGUUGCGGGACUUGCCCUCAGCGCUGCUUCGAGUGUGGAGCAUUAUUUACCUUUCUUUCGCCCCCUUUCAGACCAUGGGAACCUUGUCUCUGGAUUAGCAACUUCUCUUGCUCCCGCAAUUGGUGUUGCGCUCUUCACUGUGAUUGCACUCAGGAUCAUAAAACGGGCAGCUGGAUGGAGUGGUGUUGUAUCCGUGUCCGGAGUUCGAAUGCUCGCGGUCAAACUUGUGUUUUACACCAUAACAGUCGUGGUUGCCGCAUUUACCAUCACUGCCGGUGCUCUCCUUUUCGCGUUAGAGGCAUUUAAUCAUGGGGUUGACAUUGCUAAAACGGUCGCAACCGGUUGUGUCUAUAUGAGCGCUUUCGCUUUCGCUCUCAUUAUCAACGUUGCUGUCCUAUUCCCUGGGUUAAUGUUGUUACAACCCCUCCGAUUGUGGUCUGUUCUUCAUUCGGAACAAGACGCCGUCACCCCAAGACAGCGUUUCCGAGCUGUAUAUCCGACAACUUACGAUGCUUCUUAUGCUGCAAGUGCUUGUGUACUAUCCAUGGUUUUUGCAUCAGCAUUUUCUCUCAUUUUCCCUUUGAUCGGGCCAGCUAUUGUGAUUCUUCUGUUUUUGGCUCUUGUUGCCCAUAGAUAUCUCAUUGGAUAUGUUUAUGCCCGAACUCUUUCGGAGACUGGGGGGCUUCUCCAGAUCUGGUUGCUGAAGCGAUUGGGUACACUCCUUGCGCUACAGCCUCUACUCCUCGGUCUAAUUUUGCUCAGUCGGCGGCUCUGGAUAGAGGGAGGAAUACUUGUGGGCAUAGCUCUCGUUGUGGUGGGGAUAGUAGAAGUGUACACCAUGCACAAAACGAGGCUUGCAAGCCUCCAAGCGUUACCUGAGAGCACCCAAGAGUCUCUUAGAUUAUUUCGCAGGGCGUUGGAAUCAGAUAACCAUACUGAUACCGAUGACGAGAAUCGCAGCAUGAUCACCGCUAGAGGGAACCGCACAAGGGGGUCGAUGGCUUCUGUCCUCGAAAUGAUGUCUCUCACGUUAGCGGUUAUGCCAUCAGCUUCAAAUCAUCGUGGUCCUCUACCACUUCGAACGGAAACUCUGGAUGAUCUAAUUGCUACAGAGCGAGCUGCCAGAACGCAUCCUGACGCUCCUCCGCACCUUCCUCUGUUAUCCUUUGGGGACCAUGCCGAAGAGAUGUCAGGCAUCAUGUAUCCGCCCGAGUUGCUUGCCCCACCACCGAUCAUCUGGCUUCCGAACGAUACAGCCGGGGUGGCCAAAAUGGAGGCAAUUGACUUGCGGAAAUAUCACGAUAUACACGUUACCCUUGAUGUCCAUGCUAGGGAUGUCAUCCUGCCUAAACGGAGUACAUCCACACGAACACACGCGUGA